Molecule: messenger RNA, 1512 nt
Organism: Botrytis fragariae
Lineage: Eukaryota; Fungi; Ascomycota; Leotiomycetes; Helotiales; Sclerotiniaceae
Product: putative cytochrome c oxidase assembly protein cox15 protein
Exons: 2
Coding region: 1-1512 (503 amino acids)
Biological process (GO): heme A biosynthetic process
Cellular component (GO): mitochondrial inner membrane
Molecular function (GO): oxidoreductase activity, acting on NAD(P)H, heme protein as acceptor
Source: RefSeq, a predicted model, not a curated record
AUGGCUUCAAUAUUACCAGGACUGCGAAAGGUAACUCCUAGGUUAUCUAGGGAUUUCUUUAUAUGUCACCAAUGUUUAAAACAACCUCGUCCUACAUUACGGCAAACAAAGUUUCCCGCCAAAUCUAUAUCUUCUCGCUCAAUACGAUUCAAUAGUAAUAUAGCUUCAAUUACCGAAUCUGCCAAUGGAGCCUCUCCUUUGAGUUCGCUGGCUGAAUCAUUGAGCAAGUCAAGUCAAGCAAUAAACAAAGAAUCGUCACGAAGCAGAUUCCCAGAAACAAGUUCGAAAGCAGUGGGUUAUUGGCUGUUAGGAAGUGCUGCAAGUGUAUUUGGAAUCGUUGUAUUUGGAGGUCUUACACGGUUGACAGAGUCUGGUCUUAGUAUUACAGAAUGGAAACCCGUCACUGGAUCUCUUCCACCUCUCUCCGCCGCAGACUGGGAGAGUGAGUUCAACUUAUAUCGAGCCUCACCUGAAUUCAAGCUUCUCAAUCCACAUAUGACUAUGGCAGAAUUUAAAAAGAUAUAUUUUAUGGAAUGGUUUCAUCGAUUAUGGGGACGAUUUAUUGGACUCUCUUUUGUUGUUCCAGCGGUCUACUUCGUCGCCCGUCGUAAAGUCUCAAAGCCUAUGGCUCUUCGUUUACUUGGAAUAUCGGGACUCAUUGGGUUUCAGGGAGCUAUUGGUUGGUGGAUGGUCAAGUCAGGAUUGAAGGACGAUCUUUUCGCCCCCGGCUCUCAUCCCCGCGUUUCUCAAUACAGGCUUACCACACAUCUCGGCACUGCUUUCAUAUGUUACACUGCAAUGCUUUGGAACGGUCUCUCAAUUCUUCGCGAUCGCAAACUUUUGUUCAACUCUACACCCGCUCAGGCGCAUGCUCAUCUCCUUCGUCUAUCAUCGUCCUCGCUAUCAGUAUUCCGUAAAUCCGUUGCUGGUCUUGCUCUUCUUGUCUUCACAACAGCUAUGUCCGGUGGAUUAGUCGCGGGUCUUGAUGCCGGUCUUAUCUAUAACGAGUUCCCUCGAAUGGGCAAGGGAUUCGCGCCACCAAAGUCCGAACUCUUCUCCGAAUUUUAUUCCAGGCAACCGGACCGUAGUGAUUUGUGGUGGCGUAACAUGCUCGAGAAUCCAUCAACAGUACAAUUAGACCACCGCAUACUAGCGACUACUUCAUUUACUGCUAUUCUCGCUCUAUGGGCAUAUUCACGCUUCAACCCUAGAGUUAAAGCUGCUCUCCCAAAAAGUGGGGCAAAAGGAAUGCUUGGCGUAGUUCAUCUUUUGAUGAUGCAAGUUACUUUGGGUAUUAGCACUCUUAUAUACUUGGUGCCUACUCCACUUGCUUCUGCCCAUCAAGCUGGAAGUCUGGCAUUAUUGACUGGCGUUGUGGUUUUGGGUAGUCGAGUCUGGAUCCCCAAAAGAACCAUGGCCAUUUUGAGGAGAAAAUUAGCAUCACAAAGUCCACAAGCUGCUAAGGUGAAGUUCGCAAGCCGGAUGUCACCGCUUGUAACAAAAACUUCUUGA